Messenger RNA from Drosophila hydei, 3512 nucleotides. Its product is annotated as metabotropic glutamate receptor 2. The transcript has 17 exons. The record is from RefSeq and is a predicted model, not a curated record. Gene Ontology annotation, molecular function: G protein-coupled receptor activity. Gene Ontology annotation, cellular component: membrane. NCBI's taxonomy places the organism in Eukaryota, Metazoa, Arthropoda, Insecta, Diptera, Drosophilidae. Bases 64 to 3240 code for a protein of 1058 amino acids. Gene Ontology annotation, biological process: G protein-coupled receptor signaling pathway.
ACAGCAGCCACAACAAUUGACAGUAAAACAGUGCCUACGCUGCGCCUGCUGGGCACAGCGAACAUGGCGAUGGACAAUACAUUGACAACAUCCUGGGCUAGCAAUGGUCAGACAACCACAGCAACGGCAACGGCAACAGCAACGGCCGCCGCGGGCUGGCCGGUGAAGCAUGCCGCUGUGCUCGAGGGCGAUGUAAUACUUGGCGGCCUGAUGAUGGUGCAUUCGCGCGAGGACAGCAUCACCUGCGGUCCCAUCAUGCCGCAGGGCGGCAUUCAGGCCUUGGAGGCCAUGCUCUACACCUUGGAUCAGGUCAACCAGCAGCAAUUGCUGCCGAAUAUAACGCUCGGCGCCCACCUACUGGAUGACUGCGACAAGGACACCUACGGCCUCGAGAUGGCUGUCGAUUUCAUAAAGGGCUCUAUUAGCAACAUAGACGAUGCCGAAUAUCAUUGCAACAAGACGCAAGUGCGAAAGGUGAUUUCGGGCGUGGUGGGCGCUGCCUCAUCGGUCACCUCCAUACAGGUGGCCAAUUUGCUGAGAUUGUUUCGGAUACCACAGGUCUCGUAUUUCUCAACCAGCCCGGAGCUGAGCAACAAGCAGCGCUUCGAGUAUUUCUCACGCACCAUUCCCUCCGACCACUACCAGGUGAAGGCCAUGGUUGAGAUUGUCAAGAGCAUGGGUUGGACCUAUGUUUCGAUUAUCUACGAGGAGAGCAACUAUGGCAUCAAGGCAUUUGAGGAGCUAGAGGAGUUGCUGGCACGCCAUAACAUUUGUAUUGCCAUUAAGGAGAAGCUCGUCAAGGAUUCGGGAGUGGCUGAGGAUAUUGCAUACGAUAAUAUUGUGCAGAAGCUGCUCACCAAGCCGCGUGCGCGAGGCGCCAUCAUUUUUGGCUCGGAUCAGGAAGUGCGCCAAGUGAUGCGAGCGGUGAGGCGUGCGAAUGCAACAGGCGCCUUCUCCUGGAUUGGUUCCGACGGAUGGAGUGCGCGAAAUCUCGUCUCGGAUGACUACGAACCAGAGGUGGAGGGCACACUGUCCGUGCAGCCACAGGCUAAUCCCGUGCGUGGUUUCGAGGAAUAUUUUCUAAACCUGACCGUGGAGAAUAACCAGCGCAAUCCCUGGUUCGUGGAAUUCUGGGAGGACCACUUUCAAUGCCGCUACCCGGGCAGCACCAGCACACCCUACAACAACUAUACGCGCACCUGCACCACCAAGGAGCGCCUCUCGCGGCAGAACACUGACUUUGAGGAUCAGUUGCAGUUCGUUAGCGAUGCGGUAAUGGCAUUUGCCUAUGCCUUGAGGGAUAUGCAUCGUGACCUGUGCGGCGGUCGCCCCUCGCUCUGCGAUGCCAUGAAGCCAACAAAGGGCGCAGAUUUGCUCAAAUAUUUGCGUAAAGUUCAAUUCAAGGGCCUCAGCGGCGAUGAUUUUCGCUUCGACGGCAACGGCGACGGCCCUGCUCGCUAUAACAUCAUCCACUUCAAGCAGUCUGUGGCGGGUCAGUACCGCUGGGUCAAGGUUGGCGAGUACUACGAGGGCGAGCUGCGCCUGAACAUGUCCGAGGUAAAAUUCAAGCUGUUGCAUCCGAAACCUCCGGAAUCCGUUUGCAGUCUGCCCUGCGAGCGCGGCCAGGCCAAGAGAUAUGUCGAGGGCGAGAGCUGUUGCUGGCACUGCUUCAAUUGCACGACCUAUCAAAUUCGCCAUCCUGACGACGAAACGCAGUGUGUGCUCUGCAAGAUGGGCACGCUGCCGGAUACCUACAAACAGUAUUGCCGCGCCAUACCUGAGGUCUAUUUGCGACCCGAGUCCGCUUGGGCCAUUGGUGCCAUGGCGUUCAGUGCGACUGGCAUAUUGAUAACGCUCUUUGUCGUGGGCGUGUUUGUCCGACACAACGACACGCCCAUUGUGCGCGCUUCGGGUCGUGAGCUGAGCUACAUACUCCUGGCUGGCAUAUUUAUGUGCUACGGCGUAACCUUUGCCCUCGUCCUCAAGCCAACAAACAUUGUCUGCGCCAUUCAGCGGUUCGCUGUGGGCUUUUGCUUCACGGUCGUCUAUGCCGCAUUGCUGACCAAAACGAAUCGCAUAGCACGCAUCUUCAAGGCUGGCAAACAGUCAGCCAAACGGCCCUCGUUCAUUAGCCCCAAAUCGCAGCUGGUGAUUUGCACGUGCUUCAUCAGCGUACAGAUACUCAUUAACGGCGUUUGGAUGGUAAUUGCCCCAUCACAUGCCAUACAUCAUUAUCCGGUACGCGAGGAUAAUCUGCUGGUGUGCGACUCGUACAUAGACGCCUCAUAUAUGAUAGCGUUCUCCUAUCCCAUCGUCCUGAUUGUGGUUUGCACUGUUUAUGCGGUUCUCACCCGCAAGAUACCCGAGGCGUUCAAUGAAUCAAAGCAUAUCGGCUUCACCAUGUACACCACCUGCGUCAUUUGGCUGGCCUUUGUGCCGCUCUACUUUGGAACCGCCAACCACGUGCCGUUGCGCAUAACGAGCAUGUCAGUGACCAUUAGCCUGUCUGCCAGCGUGACGAUUGCGUGUCUGUUCUCGCCAAAGCUCUAUAUAAUACUCAUUCGACCGGAACGCAAUGUGCGCCAGAGCAUGAUGCCGCCGCGCUAUGGCAACAUGCAUCGCACCGCUGGCACUGGCCCCUCCUCAAUGAUGGCCGCAGCCGUUGUGACGGCCGCCACUUGUGCACAGGAGGAGAAGCUGCAGAAACAUAUCACGCCCACUGAAACAGAGCACUCGAUAAAGGCCAAGAAGUUGUGCGAGAUGGCCACACAGACAAUUGCAUUGUCCAGCAUAUUUGCGUCUUUGGACUGCAAUGCUUACAACCAAAUACCGUAUGCUGAUCAAUAUGUGCCAACUAAUGCAACAACAGGCACGCCCACUUCCAAUGACAAUGGCAACGGUAACGGCAAUGGCAAUGGCAAUGGCAACGGCACAGAGCCAAGCGACGAGCAGGUCGUGGCCAACAACAACAAAAUCAAUCAGCAGCAGCAUGGCCAACCUAAUGUAAUAGUAGUCAGCACGGCUAGCAAGCCGUUGGCCAGUAGUCCAGUUGCCACUGCAACAGCAACACCAAUAACAGCAACAACAACUGCAGCAGCAGCAGCAGCAACACCAGCAACAGCAACAAUGGUAACAACGGUAUCUGUCGGCGCAACGGAUGCAGCAUCCGCAACGGAAGUUGCGCCCACGGCAGCAACAAAUGGCAGCAGACGAGCGCCAGUGCUGCAGACCAAUUUAUAGCUAAACGCACAGCAAUUGCAACAGCAGCUGCUAAAGGAACAGCAACGCCAGCAGCAACAGCAACAGCAGCAGCAAGCAGAUCAACCGCAACUGGCAACCAGUGAAAGCAGCGACGUUGCAAGCACUGGCAGCGGCAGCGGAAGCGCCACAACGAUCGGCAACGGAAGCAGCAAAAAACGCGCGGCGAUACCAGUUUAGACACCUGGCAAAACACCUGAAGGUAUCUAUAGUUAGACAUGUUAAAAGUACACAGGGAACUUAAGGUCAUUUUA